Molecule: messenger RNA, 3075 nt
Organism: Pecten maximus
Lineage: Eukaryota; Metazoa; Mollusca; Bivalvia; Pectinida; Pectinidae
Product: TNF receptor-associated factor 6-like
Exons: 4
Coding region: 84-617 (177 amino acids)
Source: RefSeq, a predicted model, not a curated record
UAAUCAUAUGCUCGUAAUCCGAUCACGUGACAUCCCAGGCGCGAAGGCUGAAAGAAGAAAGCUGCACAUUUCUUUCGACAAAAAUGUCGAUGUCUGUGUUACAGGCAACACAGAAUGAUUAUGAACAGAGGUUCAAUUGCAUUGUCUGCUUGUCUCCACGUCUAAAAAUGGUUUAUGGAUUGUGCCAACAUAGAGUGUGUGAGGAUUGUUUAUACAAUGAUAAAAUGAUCAGAAGAUCAAGCUUUGACAAAUGCCCCACAUGCUUGAAAGAAAACACAUUUCCCUUACUCAGACCAGAUAUUCCAGAAGAUAAUAUUGAACAUCAAAAGUGCUUAGGUGUGAGGUCAUGUCCUCAUGAAGGCUGUAACAUGGAAAUGUGGGAAUGGGAACUGGAAUCACAUCUUUUGGUGUGUCCUAAUAGAAUCAAGGUGAAAAGUGUUAGCAACAAAAGACCAUCAUUACCUGACAAGCAUAGUGAAAGUGAGAAGAGAUUAAAAUCUCUACCUGAAGCAAGAACUCUAUCAACAAGAGUGCUCAGAUCAAAAUCGUUGUCAGUUCGUGUGAUAGGGACUAGAAGAAUGCAUAGACGUUCUCAGAACAGCACCGAUCUUUUGUGACACAAGUCUUGUGACAGCAGAAGGAUGCUAACAUGCCAAUACUUGUAUCAGCUGAUGUUGUCUUUUCCUGUAUGAUAUAACCCAUGUUAGUAUAAAAAUGGUUUCCUGGCCAUGAAAUACCUCUUUUCGUUAGUAAAAAGUUAUAUCUCUGUGUUACUUGGAAUGUUGUGUCAAAGAAAGAAAGAUUGUUGGGAGUCUCACAAAAAAUGAGUGACUGUCUGGUUUAUUUAUAGAACCUAUACAAUACCCAGGUAUAUCCUGAAUCUCCGCUAAUCAUGAUGAAGUGAUGGUGGUGAAAGAAUGUGUGGUAUGAUCUAAAAUUUGUUUUGUUGACAAAUGUAUUCGGUUAAAUUCAAAUACAUAUAUUAGCUGAUCCCAAAAAUGCUAUCCUGCAGGAAGUAAUGGAUUUUAAUACUGACCAGUAAGGGUAUAAAUUGAUAAAUUGUAUCAAUUGACUCUGCUUCAACACAACUUUCUCCUCUCUCUAUACUUUUUCCUUAUUCUACCUUUACAUUUCUUUUUCAGUAGUUUCAUUUUUCUGAAGUUUUCAAUGAUUUGUAAGAAAUCCUGUGUGAUUGAGCAAUUGAUGUAAAUGUGAUUUCUAUUGUGCACUUUUUUCUGUUAUUGAGUAUUUGAUCAGACAUCUCUAUAUAUGUAUGUAUAUAUAUCCAAUCUUCAGAGCAAUAUAUUGGCCAGAUAGGUGAAAGGCAAGUGUACAUGUGUUAUUACUGUGCCCACUAACUACCCUGUAUUUGUUAAAUUGCCAUUCGAAAUAAUUCAAGCUUUGUUAGAAUUUCUAGUAUAAGAUCAUAGCUUGAUGGACAGCACAUAUUGGACCUAACUGCACCUAAGGGACUGAUAGUUGGAGCCAAAAUAAUGGGUAAAUUUUGCUGAAAUACAUCAUUCAGGUGGCUGUUAAGGCCCAAUGUCUAGUUUUUGCAUAUUCGGGUAGGUGUAUUUAAUUUAGAAUUAAGAUUUUAUAUCUUAAGAAGUUAAUAAAACUUAUAUAUAAGCAUUUUAGUAUGUAUUGGACUAACCAUGGGCCUUAGCUUGCUAUGGACAUGUAAUUUGUCAAGCUGUUUGUACAUUUCAACAAAACAUAAAAAGUGUAUGUUUCAGGGGAAACAAUUAGCUCAUUUGAUUUAAAUAUAUUGCACAUAAUAACCAUGCUAUUUUGAUCACAAAUGUAUAUAAUUGUGCAUUGGUUUGACUGCAUUUGACUUAGUAUAACAAUAAUUAUAUUUUGACCUUGAAAUGCAAAUAGAAGUUGUGAAUAAUAUAAAAAUAUGGCAUAUAGGGAGGCAUUUCAAACCUCAAAACUGCUUACUAGACACUAUUAAGAUAUAUCUGAAUAUAGCAAGUCCAAGUAAAAGUAGACUGUUUUAAGGGGAACAAAUUUCAACAGCUGAGUUUAAGAUAAUAUAUGCAUAUUUCUGAAAAAAAUAAGCCCCCAACUCCAUAGUUUAACUAUUUGUCUUGAAAAAAUCCUUACUAUGAUCAAAUGUCUUAAUAGUUUGAGAUAGGAAAUUUUUAUUGAUUGAAAUGUCUCUCUUUAUGCCACAUUUGUUAUAAUAUAAUCACCAUUUGUACAUAAAAGCCAAAUGUGUCAAACAAAUGCUCGUAUUCCUUAAUUACAUGGCUAUUUUGUGGGUUUUUUUUUUUUUAUAAUUUGUGUGACUUAUAAUUCCCUACUACAUCUUUAAUACCACAAAGUAACUUUACAGAAGAAAUUAUGCAUCUACAGCAAAUUAUAGAUGAUUUUGAAAAAUUACAUGUCCAUGCAAACAGUUUGGUAUGUAAUUACAUGACUAGUUUUGUGCACAUUUGUAGAUAUUUAUUUGUUUUUAAAACUCAACAAUAUAUUAUUCUAUAUAGAAGACCUUUAAGUAAUGUACAAAAGUUCUAGAUAAUCUGUAAACAUCUUAUUUCUGAAUAGACAAGAAGACAGCUAUUUAUAUGUUAUACUGCUUCGAGACAUCUGAGGGUAUAAUUAAGAAUCAUUCUCUUUAACCAAAAGAUGUACAUUUUGUACACGCCUUUAUUCAAUAUAUUGUCUGAAGGGGUAGAAUUAAUACUUCUCCAGUCAGGUCACAGGAAGAUUUCGUAUCUAAAUGUGCACAGAUAGUAGUAAUGGCAUUGAUUAAUUAUUAAUUCUUGUGAACCAUGUAUAUAGUAAUAACUUUAAUAGUGAAUUAUAUAAGUUAAACUUGUAAAUGUGUUUGAUAUCAAUGUAUAAGAACUGUCAAAUAAAGUCUUCAAUAUUUAUUAUGAAGCGUUUUUUGCUUCAAGAAUUUUGAUGACGAACCUGACUAUUAAGAUGUCAUUGUCAUUUAGGAAUUAUCUUGAUCAUGUUUUAAGGAGGCAAUGCUGCUUUCUUUGAAUUUGACUAUAUUAUUUAUGAGUCUUUUUGUCAUUUAAACAAUGAGGUUACAAUGUGAAUAAACUUGAGAUGAAUAUA